Ostrinia nubilalis (European corn borer) is the source of this 1969-nucleotide messenger RNA. RefSeq names its product swi5-dependent recombination DNA repair protein 1 homolog. Lineage: Eukaryota; Metazoa; Arthropoda; Insecta; Lepidoptera; Crambidae. The record is from RefSeq and is a predicted model, not a curated record. The transcript is spliced from 15 exons. The coding region runs from base 48 to 1370 and encodes 440 amino acids.
CAUUUUGACUUCAUCGGUCUAUAUAGGACUUAUAUCCAUAGGCCAAAAUGCGUGGGACAGCGGUGAUUUGGUUGUGCGCUCUCAGCGUACUGAGCGCGAGUGCUGCUCCGCAAAACCAAGAAUAUGAACUUGAGUCCAGUAGUGAAUUUGAUGAAAUGGAGUCGGACGUCGAAACCGACGAAAUUGUCGAAAUCUCGAAAAAGACGCAAGAAGGCGUGGAAACUGAAAAAGAAAUCAUCAAGAAGAGAGACAAGAAGUUUUCAGAAAAUUCCCACUACGGAUCUCGUGCCCAAUACUAUAACAAUAUAGGGAAACCACACCGGGUCAUUGAACUCGAAGUGCCAGAUGACAAUGUAAAUUAUGAAGUGGUAACUUUACCAAAAGAAAGAGAUAGCCCUAUUGUUACUAUGCAGUUAGUUCCGCUGGGCUCAGGAGCACCAGGUCCUAUAGCACCAUGGCUUCCAUCACCACCUCAGCAGCCACUACCAUGGCAGCAAUGGCCACAGCCACCAGUCCCAUGGCACUUACAGCCACAAAUUCCUCAAUGGCAGCAGUGGCAGUCUUGGCCAUGGCAGUUCCCAGUGGGACCUGUGAGUCCAGUGGGUCCUGUGGGUCCAGUGGGUCCAGUGAGUCCUGUGGGUCCAGUGGGUCCAGUGAGUCCAGUGAAUCCAGUGGGUCCAGUGAAUCCAGUGGGUCCAGUGGCACCAGUGAGUCCAGUGGCACCAGUGGCUCCAGUGGCUCCCGUGGCUCCAGUGGCACCACUUCCUCCAGUAGGCCCAGUGGCACCACCUCCACCAGUGCCACAACCAGAACCGAUUUCUUCCGAGUCUUCAUUGAAGACUGAGUCAGAAUAUCACAAUGCUCAAUCGCAAUCUCAGAGGUCGAAAGCAUCGCAUAAAUCGAAAAAGUCCAAGACCGGUAGUUCUGGAAACCCAAGCGCAACUCCAGUGACUAUCAUCAAAGACGAAUCAAACGUGUCCUCCGAGUACCGACAGGCUGCCCAGUCUUCUCAGAGAAACUCUCUACAGGCGACCAACUCACAGACUACAUCUGGGGUUGAUGCAUACGGAAACCCAGUGAUCAUCGAGACAGCAGAGUCUGAUUCAAACGAGUCAUCGUCCAACCAGCAGUCAAGCCAGUACGGAAAGAACAGUGCUUCCCGAUCAUCUAGAAUUAUCGCUGCAGGAACAGACUCACCAGUCGUCGAGGAGAGUUCAUCUGAGGAAAACUCCUCUUCACAGCAACAGUCUUCGUCUACACAGUCUUCUAGCUCUAAGAAAUCUUCCAAAAAAGUUGUUGGUAAGUAUAGUCUGGUCUGUGAGCACGUAGAAUUUUGUCCAAUAACCCCAAGCUACUUAUCCUUAUCGUAAUUAUAUUGCUGUCGCGACUGUGCGACGGGCGCCCGCAGUGAGAGUGCGAGCAAAAUUUUACGUGCUCACAGACCGGGCUUAAGAUAGCUAUAACUAAUAGAACUGACGGCCGAUGGGGCAGCAAGGUUCUGGAGUGGAGGCCGCGUACCGGAAAACGUAGCAUGGGACGUCCACCCACAAGGUGGACCGACGACAUCAUGAAGGUAGCAGGAAGGCGCUGGACGCAGGCCGCUACCAACCGGGCAACAAGGAAAGCAUUGGGGGAGGCCUAUGUUCAGCAGUGGACGUCCUAUAGCUGAGAUGAUGAUGAUGAAGAUAGCUAUAAACUGUACUGUCAUGGGCAAUAGAAGCGCUUUGGCACUACGUACAUACGAUCCGAAUCCUAUGUAGGACGAAGCACACUUAUCAAACCGGACAUGGAUCGUAACCGUUCAUCUUAAGGCAGUCAGUAUUCUUUAUAUGGAACUCCGUACACAGGAAGCUCACCAGGACAACAGCCAGGAGGCUCGCCAGGACAUCACCCAGGAGGCUCGCCAGGACAACAGCCAGGAGGCUCGCUAGGACAACAGCCAGGAGGCUCGCCAGGAAGCUCGCCAGGC